Messenger RNA from Hirsutella rhossiliensis, 1140 nucleotides. Its product is annotated as isocitrate/isopropylmalate dehydrogenase domain-containing protein. Gene Ontology annotation, biological process: tricarboxylic acid cycle; isocitrate metabolic process. Gene Ontology annotation, cellular component: mitochondrion. Gene Ontology annotation, molecular function: isocitrate dehydrogenase (NAD+) activity; NAD binding; magnesium ion binding. The record is from RefSeq and is a predicted model, not a curated record. The transcript has 3 exons. Bases 1 to 1140 code for a protein of 379 amino acids. NCBI's taxonomy places the organism in Eukaryota, Fungi, Ascomycota, Sordariomycetes, Hypocreales, Ophiocordycipitaceae.
AUGUUGUCGCGAGGCUCCUCGAGGACGGCGGCGCAGCUCGCGCGCGCAGUCCCCCGCCGCCAGCAGGCCCGGUGCAUGGCGACGGUGCAGUCGGACCUGUUCAAGCCGGCCAAGUUUGGCGGCAAGUACACGGUGACGCUGAUCCCCGGCGACGGCAUCGGGGCCGAGGUGGCCGAGUCGGUCAAGACGGUCUUCAAGGCCGACAACGUGCCCGUCGAGUGGGAGGAGAUUGCCGUGUCCGGGCUCGACGAGGCCGGCUCCGGGCGCACCGACGAGGCCUUCCGCGAGAGCGUCGCCUCGCUCAAGCGCAACAAGCUCGGCCUCAAGGGCAUCCUGCACACGCCCAUCAGCCGCUCCGGCCACCAGAGCUUCAACGUGGCCAUGCGCCAGGAGCUCGACAUCUACGCCAGCAUCAGCCUCAUCAAGAACAUCCCCGGCUACGAGACGCGCCACCGCGACGUCGACCUGUGCAUCAUCCGCGAGAACACCGAGGGCGAGUACUCGGGCCUCGAGCACCAGAGCGUCCCCGGCGUCGUCGAGUCGCUCAAGAUCAUCACCCGCGCAAAGUCGGAGCGCAUCGCCCGCUUCGCCUUUGCCUUUGCCCUCGCCAACGGCCGCCAAAAGGUCACGUGCAUCCACAAGGCCAACAUCAUGAAGCUGGCCGACGGCCUCUUCCGCAACACCUUCCACGCCGUCGCCAAGGAGUACCCGACCCUCGACGUCAACGACAUGAUUGUCGACAACGCCUCCAUGCAGGCCGUCUCGCGGCCCCAGCAGUUUGACGUCAUGGUCAUGCCCAACCUGUACGGCGGCAUCCUGUCCAACAUUGGCGCCGCCCUCGUCGGCGGGCCCGGCAUCGUCCCCGGCUGCAACAUGGGCCGCGACGUCGCCGUCUUCGAGCCCGGCUGCCGCCACGUCGGCCUUGACAUCAAGGGCAAGGACCAGGCCAACCCGACGGCCAUGGUCCUCUCGGGCAGCAUGCUGCUGCGCCACCUGGGGCUCGACGACCACGCCAACCGUAUCUCCAAGGCCAUGUACGCCGUCGUUGCCGAGGGCAAGGUGCGCACGCGCGACAUGGGCGGCAACUCGACGACGCACGAGUUCACAAGGGCCAUUCUCGACAAGAUGGAGGCUCUGUAA